CAAUCGACCAAGUGAAAAAUGCUAAUUAAGAGGCUUCUGUCCUAACUCGAUCUAUUGAUUAGAACAAAAAAUACAUUUCUUGUGCCCUGUUUUAAAACACAAGGUGAAAUGAAAAGUUGGAUAAGACACCUAAGCUAAGUAUUUAUACCAAGAUGAACCAACUCUGCCUUGUUUUAUUUCUGUGCAUCGAAAUCACAAUGGGACAAAAGACAUGCCUUUAUAAAGGAAAGAGUUACAAUAAUGGUGAAGUGAUGUCAUCUGACGACUGCAAGACUUGCUAUUGUGGUGUUUUCGGGAUAUAUUGCUACAACAGAUUCUGCAUAAAUCAAGUCACUUGUAAGAUGAAGAAGAACAUUAACAAGAACAUACCAGAAACAAGUUCGAUAACUACAAAGACCGAAGACGAGUGUGUGAGUAAAUGUCUAGCAGACUCAAAAUGUCGACUUUCCAGAUACGACGUUUCUCAGAGACUAUGUGAGCUGGCCUCGGAGGAAGUACUCAGUAAAACAUAUUUUGAGUUUGGCGUCAAUGUGUUCAUCAAAGAGUGUACAGAGCCCCCAACUAAAAUUGCUACCACAGCAACGUCUACAUCGGAAACAACCACAAUGAGUACAUCCACCAGGAUUGAAGCGAAAACCACAACAGCUACAGAGCCGACUGCAAUAGACGCUACAUCUCCCGUAACAACGACAGAACCAACAACUACUACGACCAUGAACACUUAUUCAUCCCUACCACCGAAUACAAAGGCGACUCAAGACACACCAACAUCAACAAAUAUAGUCAAUAUGGCGACUACAAAUCCGCCCACUAAACUGAAUCUUGACAAAACAUCUUCCAAAACAAUUAAAGUGCGAUAUCUUCGAUUGGCGGUUACACCAUCUGCUAUUGAACUAGGAAAAACGGAAGCUCUCUUGAUCUAUUGCAGCCUACCCGAAUCUAGUUCAACACCAUUUCAAAAUUUGGUCUCACUAAAAUUGUCUCAUUCCAUUGACAAAGACGUCUAUCCGUUCAAAGAUUUGGCCUCCAUCAAUGUAGCUGAUGGUCGCGUUAACGCUCACAACAAUGAGGGUUCUGGUGGAGGAGUCAUUAGCAACACAGACGAGCCUUUCCUUAGUUUCCUGUUCCCUUUCCCUUACUUCCAUAUGGCAGGCGACUAUAGAUGUCUGGCUCAGGGGAACACUUCUGAUAACCAACCAUUGGCCUUAACAGCAAUAGCAAAGGUUUUUAUUGAAUACCAUUCGCUAGUAUCUAUAAGUAAAACAUUAAGGUCACUUCGACUUGAACAGAUACAAAGUGAAAAUAAAACGAGGCAACAGGAUGCCAUUGGAACAAAACAAGAAGACGUAGGAGGUUACAAUGUCAUUACAAACAGGCAGCCCGUUUCAUGUCGUGACGUCAACAGCACAGAAGACAGAAUGGUGGUGACCUUAGCCUCCGGGUUAAAGGUCAUGUGUGACACCAAGACGGACGGCGGUGGAUGGAUCAUUUUUCAGAGACGAAUCAACGGGAAAGUCGAUUUUUAUAGAGGCUGGAAGGAGUAUCGUGACGGCUUUGGAGAUUACAACAUUGGGGAAUUUUAUCUGGGGAAUGAGAAUAUUUUUAUGCUAACUUCCGGAAGACAGUACGAACUGCGAAUCGAUAUGGAAUUUAAAACAAAGAAAUACUUCGCCAAGUACUCCAGAUUCAAAGUAUUGAGCGAGGCCAAUAACUAUCAGUUGAAUAUAGAACAAUUUUCCGGAAACGCCGGUGACAGCCUCACCUACCACAACGACCAAUUUUUCAGCACGUUCGACAGAGACAACGACAGGCAGAACCGCAGCAACUGCGCGGUGACAUACCUGGGGGCUUGGUGGUACAACGCCUGCCUUUAUGCCAACCUGAAUGGUAAAUGGGGAAGCAGGGAGUACGGGAAAGGCCUCAUUUGGCUCGGGUUCACCAGCCCUAAAGAAAGUGUCACGUUCAGCGAGAUGAAGAUGAGGGAGACGUCAAGGCAGUAACAAGUAUUAAAACGUGACACAAUCAGCGUCUGAAUCUCACGAGGUCAUUGAAAUAAGGAUAGAGAUCAGACAUUGGCAUUACGACAAAUAAACAUAGACUCUGACCAAUGAAUAAUUAAAUAGAUUUCUAUCUCUUUCGAUAUCUAUGCAUCUAUCUAUGUAUCUAUCUAUGUACCUAUGUAAUGUAUCUAUGUAUCAUUCUAUCUACCUAUCUAUCUAUCUAUCUAUCUAUCUAUCUAUCUAUCUAUCUAUCUAUCUAUCUAUCUAUCUAUCUGUCUAUCUAUCUAUUAUCUCUCUCUCUCUCUCUAUCUAUCUAUCUAUCUAUCUAUCUAUCUAUCUAUCUAUCUAUCUAUCUAUCUAUCUAUCUAUCUAUCUAUCUAUCUAUCUAUAUCUAUAUCUAUAUAUCUAUCUACUUUAUUUGUUUAAUGUUUCUGUUUAAAACUAGAGUGUUACUAUUUCUACAUUUAGUGUAAAAGUAAUAAUUUUAAAAUAUUUUCUCUGACUAAUAAAACAAUGAAACAAUAUGA
Messenger RNA from Biomphalaria glabrata, 2527 nucleotides. RefSeq lists its product as uncharacterized. NCBI's taxonomy places the organism in Eukaryota, Metazoa, Mollusca, Gastropoda, Planorbidae. The transcript has 8 exons. The record is from RefSeq and is a predicted model, not a curated record. The coding region runs from base 153 to 2000 and encodes 615 amino acids.